UUGGCGGCAGCCAAUGGGCGGCGGCCGAGUCCUGCGCACUCGGAAUGAACGUAGGCUGCUGCUCACGGCCAAAAGACCGCGCACCGCCUGGGCUGCUCGCUCCAUUGUUUGAGAUAUAGCGACGUACAACUGGCCUCACAUAGCGUUACUGAGUAAACCAAGAUGGUGAAAGAUCCAAGGAAGCCAAGGGGCAAAAUGUCCUCGUAUGCCUACUUUGUGCAAACAUGCCGGGAGGAGCACAAGAAGAAACAUCCUGAAGCAAGUGUCAACUUUGCAGAGUUCUCCAAGAAGUGCUCGGAGCGAUGGAAGACAAUGUCGCCUAAAGAGAAAGGCAAGUUUGAGGAUAUGGCGAAACAAGACAAGGUCCGGUAUGAGAGGGAAAUGAAGAACUACAUUCCCCCCAAGGGCCAGAAGAAGAAGCGGUUCAAGGAUCCUAAUGCCCCCAAGAGACCCCCGUCCGCAUUCUUUUUAUUCUGCGCAGAUUUCCGCCCCAAGGUAAAGAGUGAGAAUCCUGGCCUCUCCAUUGGAGACACGGCAAAGAAGCUGGGAGAAAUGUGGAACAGCUCAUCUGCAGAAAAUAAGCAGCCAUAUGAAAAGAAGGCUGCCAAGUUGAAAGAGAAAUAUGACAAGGAUAUCAUUGCUUACCGUACAAAGGGGAAACUGGAUUCAGGAUCAGCAGCUGCAGCAGAUGAUGAUGAGGAAGAAGAUGACGAAGAGGAGGGAGAGGAUGAGGAUGACGACGAGGAUGAGGAUGAUGAGUAAUUGCAUAGGGGUGGGACCUAAAGUUUUGUUUAUGCCAUAUAACCCUAUUAUACUCAAUUUACCAUCUUGAAACAAGUCAGACAGAACAAGAACAUGUGUAUAUUUAAUGUUUUUAAGAUGUACAGUGUUAUCCUCCUUUUUUGUAAAGUUAACACUACAUAUCUUAAGUUUGAAAUUUUCUAGUGGUAGUUCUUUAUCCUUGCCAUAAUAUGUAACAAUUUAGGAGGACUAUGAAUCAGUAUGAAAGUAGUCUAGGUGUACAACUCAAAAAUGAGAUUUCUGAGUUGGUAGUGUAUUUUUUUCUUGUUUUGAAGAAUAUUUUUUCAUGUGCUGUCACAAUGUCUUUUUUAUUGUUCUUUGAAUACCACUCUAAUAUCAGAUGCAGCUGUCGACAUUCAAGAAUGUCUUAAUAAAGGUUGUUCUUUUUUUUUU
Myripristis murdjan (pinecone soldierfish) is the source of this 1194-nucleotide messenger RNA. It is a transcript of the gene hmgb1b, whose product is annotated as high mobility group box 1b. The record is from RefSeq and is a predicted model, not a curated record. Gene Ontology annotation, cellular component: nucleus. Gene Ontology annotation, molecular function: DNA binding. NCBI's taxonomy places the organism in Eukaryota, Metazoa, Chordata, Actinopteri, Holocentriformes, Holocentridae. The transcript has 5 exons. Gene Ontology annotation, biological process: regulation of transcription by RNA polymerase II. The coding region runs from base 163 to 762 and encodes 199 amino acids.